Polyodon spathula (Mississippi paddlefish) is the source of this 2114-nucleotide messenger RNA. RefSeq lists its product as uncharacterized. Bases 189 to 1496 code for a protein of 435 amino acids. The record is from RefSeq and is a predicted model, not a curated record. Gene Ontology annotation, biological process: humoral immune response; positive regulation of canonical NF-kappaB signal transduction. The transcript has 10 exons. Lineage: Eukaryota; Metazoa; Chordata; Actinopteri; Acipenseriformes; Polyodontidae.
UAUUAAUCUCGAGCGCAAAGUACUGCACACUGGUGAACAGAGCGAGGGCGAUUAGUAACGUCAAACUGAGUUGAUUUCUGUAACCUGGUUACUUGACCCCGUUUGGACUUUUUGUUGUCGCCAGCGUGACGGAAUUCAGAAUGAAGUAUCUGAAUGCUGUACUGGAUUGACCUGGCCAUCGUUUUGCAAUGAUGAUGUUACCGACAUUGCCUCAGAUUUCAACAGAAAGGUACAAGACACCAAUUGACAGCUACAGCCUGUCUUCCUCUGGGAACUACCCAGAAGAAAACGACGAGACUGCGAGCAGCGACUCUCUCCUUGACGCACACUCCGAGCCCUUCUCUAGCACCCAGAGCUGGUUGCCCAUGAGCAGUCAGCACCAAAUGGCCGAUGCUGACCACCACAGAGUAGCAGGGACCCAGUCCUGUUACAACCCCUUUCGGCAAAGCAUGGCACAGCAUCUCCACAGCAGUUACCAGAGCCACUUCCAUAGUCCCAUGGAAGAGUGCUGUGGCUGUUUAGACAUGCAUGCCGGAGCCUGGCCCAGCAUCAGCUUCAGCAGUGGAUGUGGCUCCAGUGGGGCUAACCCCAACAGCCUGGCUUCCUGCCCGCCCUCUGAACACUAUAUGAGCUAUCAGAGACAGGACUGCACCAGUCAGUCACAUGCCUCCUCUCCUGCUGUGGGCAGCUAUAGCCUCAGCAUUAGUCACCUGGAGCCGCCCUUGUCCUUGCAUUCCUUGCCCCCCACCGGGACCGCUAACCCCUUUGUGCAGUCGUACCCCUGCAGACCCCCAGCAUGCUGCCCUCAGUAUCCUGUCGAUGAGUUCAGCAUGCAGCCUUCCCAUCCUCCUGGAUACCACCUCCCCAGAACACCAGGUGCCCCUUGCUGCAGACCUCCUGGAAUUGGCACCACUCAGAGAGCACACACCACAACAGAACCCUCCAAAACAAAUGGCAUGUACAGCAGGCUCCUCCCUCUGGAACAGAGGAAGGUCUUUGUCACGUAUGAAGCAGACAGUGAAAUGCACGUUCGUGAAAUCUUACACUUUGUCUCUUUGCUGAGGGGGAAUGGAUUCGACACACAUAUUGACCAGUUUGAACAGCAGUAUAGGAGCAUAAGCAAAAUUGACUUCAUGGAAAAAUACAUCAGUGAGAAAGACUACUUGAUUAUUAUAGUAAUCAGCCCCAAGUAUUAUGAAACUGUCAAACCAUGUCAGUAUAACAAUAUAAAGAAUGACGAGAGUGCCUUGCAUACAGUUUACAUCUACAAACAGCUACAAAAUGAGUACAUCCAGAAUGGCAGUAAAAAUUUCCGCUUCAUUCCUGUUCUCUUUCCUGGAGCAAAGAGGAGCCAUGUCCCUUCCUGGCUGCAGAACACCCACGUGUAUCACUGGCCCCAAGACAUGCAAGACAUCCUGCUGCGUCUGAUGCGUGUGGAGAAAUACAACCCCCCGCCCGUCGGGAAGCUCCCCACCAUCUUCUCUAAGCGCAUUUAGGACCUGCGCGAAAACACCGGCUGUGAUCAACUUCACUUCUGAGAGCAUACUGUUUUAUGAGACUUCAGGUGUACGUAAUCUCUGUUCUUUUAGAACAGUGGUUUUCAACCAUUUUAAAACAGUACCCCUUUCUUCUUGAGUUUUCAGCCCAAGUACCCCUUUACAAUUUUCGCUCCACUGAAUGGUACCACGGUUGCAAUACAAAGCAGAAUAAUCUGAUUAACACAUUCAUUUUUUCCUGUUUAUUUAAUGUAUCAAAUAUGUCAUUAGGACUGACAAACUGCUGGUUUAGGACAGAAUGCUAAACAGUAAUUAUUAAAACGUUUAAUCACUGGACUUUAAAUGCACAGAAUCAAAAGACAGUAUUUGGAAAUCUCUUCACACAUACUCGCUUUCUAUUUGGCAAAGUUAUAAAUAAUCUAAAAUAGUCUGCACUGUAAAUGUUUAUCAUGUUACCUUUUACUUCCCAUCUCAGCAUAACAAGAGCGGCUCGUGACUUUUUUUAGACAGGUGAGCCACAAAUCACAAAACAGUUAUUACCAUCCCCACCCAAUGGCUGACGUACUAAAAGUAAAAUGACUUUGUUCAGCUGAUUUGGUAUGCCUCUGCUGAGAGCAU